This is a messenger RNA of Penicillium canariense, 1437 nucleotides long. Its product is annotated as Zn(II)2Cys6 transcription factor domain-containing protein. The transcript has 4 exons. NCBI's taxonomy places the organism in Eukaryota, Fungi, Ascomycota, Eurotiomycetes, Eurotiales, Aspergillaceae. The record is from RefSeq and is a predicted model, not a curated record. Gene Ontology annotation, biological process: regulation of DNA-templated transcription. Gene Ontology annotation, molecular function: zinc ion binding; DNA-binding transcription factor activity, RNA polymerase II-specific. The coding region runs from base 1 to 1437 and encodes 478 amino acids.
AUGCCCGGGGUUCCGUCUAGCAAAGGAUGUGAUGCUUGUCGACGCGUAAAGAAGAAGUGUGAUGAACUCAAACCAUGCUCACGGUGUCGCCGACUGCAAAUUCUCUGUAUUGGCAGUGGCCAGCAGCGGUUUAAGUUUAAGAAUACGGAAUCGGGUCUGACGAAGAUGACACAAGCGGAACCGAGGAGGACUCGGGCCGUGAUAUCUCCAGCCACGACCGUAGCGAACUCCUUUCAGAUCCUGAUGCAGAUACCUGGCGAUAAGCUAGCCGCGUUAUUUGCCAAUACUUUGGCAAACACCGACGUUAGAUAUGAUAUAACCUAUUAUGGGGUGUUCUUGAAGGAAAUACCUCGACGCCUAGGCCAUAGUGUGGCUCUAGACGCAUCUGUUAAGGCAGUGGUCACUGCCUAUCCGUACUUUCGUCAUCAAAACUUCGGUGCAGAUGCUUAUAUGGAAUAUUGCAACUCCUUACGGGCGCUUCGAGAGUCCUUGAAUGACCCAGUCCAGGCUCGGUCACUCGAUACACUCUGUGCUGUUUACCUAAUUUCGAUCUGUCAGAGCUGGCUAGGACGAUACGAUGACAAGUUGAAAAGCCACGGAGAAGCAAUCGCCCACCUCUUGAAAAUCACCGACCUGCGCAAAUGUAAAAGCAGCUUUGAAAAGGAGAUGAUUGUCACUUUGACUGUUCCGGUGAUCCUUGAGGCUGUCAUCAACCCCCGCAUUCAAAUGGAUUCCAAAUGGUGGGACGAUGUCACACGGCGCUUUUCUGGAGCGCCACGCCCUCGAAACGCUGACCCACCUCAGUCUUCCAGUACCUUGAGCACUUUUGCAAACUUACCUGAAUGGAUCCGACACCCAGAUCCGCAUAUUCCCGAGAUUGCAGCUGUUUAUCUCACCAUGCGAGAUGAUGCUGAAAAGAUGCGUCGGUAUCUGGAUCGUUGGUCAAAUGUCGCAUCGAAUUCCUUCACUGAUCCGGCCGCCGUCAACCACUGUCGUCACCAGGCGGGGUAUACACUUGUUAUCACUCUUGCCUUGAUUCUGAACACCCUCCUUCGAGCGUUUGACCCCACUAAUACCUUUCUUACUGCGGAAUCUUUAUCUUUUUGCAGUGAGAUGAUACGGGAAGCCGAGGCUGCUUGUCGCUAUCGCCCACUGGGAGCGGCUUAUGUUGCAUUAUGCCUUGUGGUGGGUUGCUCUGCUGCCGAAGAUCCACACCAGCUGGCACGCCUCCAGGCUCUCUUGGCCGACUAUUCGACAGACUUCAAAGAAAUCGACUGGAUCGAACGUAUAAUGUGGCUUCGGGCAUGCUUUUACAGUCAUCACCUCAGAGCUCAGCUGAAUCUGAAUAGUGCAAACUAUUCUGAAGUAGACGGAAGACUUUUGGACACUGCCUGGCAUGAACAGAAUAGUCGCCCAGAAUCUUGCAGUGUGAUGUGA